Molecule: messenger RNA, 1162 nt
Organism: Silurus meridionalis
Lineage: Eukaryota; Metazoa; Chordata; Actinopteri; Siluriformes; Siluridae
Gene: utp23
Product: UTP23 small subunit processome component
Exons: 3
Coding region: 283-1044 (253 amino acids)
Cellular component (GO): small-subunit processome; nucleolus
Molecular function (GO): small ribosomal subunit rRNA binding
Source: RefSeq, a predicted model, not a curated record
UCUCACUUAUACACUGUAAUUUAUAAUUUGCAAUACAAUGUCUAUUUACAAAUAUAUAUACAUAGUAUAUAUGUGUUUGGGAUUUACUUCACACUUUAGAUAGUAUUGACGAACGGUGUCAUGUUUCCGUACGGAACAGUUUGUUCGUAACUCCGUGAAUACCACGCUGGUUGUGUUUUUGGAAACCAAAAAAUCCAAUUUAUUCGUUUUUCAAUGCUGUGGUUAUUAUUACGCUCAACGUUUAAAGCUGGUGAUUUGAGUUGAGUUUGAGUUGAAGUCAGGAUGAAGAUCAAGCGACAGAAACAUGCAAAGAAGACGAUCAGUUUCUACAAGUACAACUUUGGUUUUCGGGAACCGUUUCAAAUACUGAUCGACGGCACUUUCUGUCAGGCUGCAUUGAAGAAUAAAAUCCAAAUCAAAGAGCAGCUGCCGAAAUAUUUCAUGGGGGAGGUUCAGCUUUGCACCACCAAAUGCGCACUGAAGGAACUGGAGACACUCGCGAAAGACUUGUAUGGAGCUAAAUUAAUCCUGCAGAGGUUUCAGGUCCGGAAAUGUAAACACAAGGAGCCUGUUGCUGCAUCUGAGUGCCUGCUGUCCAUGCUGGGAGGAACAAAUGCACAUCACUACUUCGUUGCCACGCAGGACAGAGAGUUGACUACAGCUCUGAUGGCGAUCCCUGGCGUUCCUUUGAUCUACAUUGUCCUCAACACAAUGGUGUUAGACAAACCAUCAGCGUGUUCAGUGAAGCACGUGGAGGCAGUGCAGCUGGGAGAGCUUGUGAGUCCUCAUCACCAACAGAGCCUCCAGAGUCUGAAAACUGAGCAGGGCCUCUGUAAAGACAGCGAGGAGCGGCGGGGCAAGAAGCGCAAGAGAAAGUCAAGAAACCCGAAUCCUCUGAGCUGUUUGAAAAAGAAGAAGAAGCCAAUGCCACAGCAGCCCAACAGUACAGAUGGUGAGAAAAAGAAGAGGAACAGGCACAGGAAGAAGAGCGCUUCUGGAACGUCCAUCAGUGUGAACCCAAACCCUUCCAGUGCUCAGUCAUGAGUCGUCUCUGUUUCAGCUGAUCGAUCCAAAUGUAUAAAAACCCUACUGUUUUUCUCCACCCAGAUUUUUAAAUAUAUCUUUAAUCAAGAUGUCAAAUAAAGAUAUAAGUGUUCCUCAA